Cariama cristata (Red-legged seriema) is the source of this 1386-nucleotide messenger RNA. RefSeq names its product zinc finger, CCHC domain containing 4 (gene ZCCHC4). Gene Ontology annotation, molecular function: nucleic acid binding; rRNA (adenine-N6-)-methyltransferase activity; zinc ion binding. Gene Ontology annotation, biological process: rRNA methylation. NCBI's taxonomy places the organism in Eukaryota, Metazoa, Chordata, Aves, Cariamiformes, Cariamidae. The record is from RefSeq and is a predicted model, not a curated record. Gene Ontology annotation, cellular component: nucleolus; cytoplasm.
CUUGACUGUUGCGGUGGAGGCAUUAAAACAGAUUUGUUGGUGUCCCGUGUGCCAUCGUGUAAUUACGUUUGUCCUUUAGGUCCUACUCUUCUGUUUGUCAAGACCAGCCAAGGAAAAGAGGAAGGAAGAAGGUUUUAUGCUUGUUCAGCUUGUAGGGAUGGAAAAGAUUGUAACUUUUUCCAGUGGGAAGAUGAGAAGGUGUCUGAAACUAGGCUUGCAGCACGUGAAGAAUAUAAUAGAAAUCAUCAGCCACCUUUUACACACAGACAGAAUGUGGAAAGGUACAAGAAUUUUGUUCUGUUGCCAUUAUCAAAGAGGAUGGAAUGCCAGCGAUUGCUAUUGCCAGCUGAAUGGGAAAAACACUCAGAUCACCAGUUCCUGUGUGAUAUCUCUGCUACCCAGUUAAAAAGUCCCAGUCAACUUUUGUAUCCGCUGGAGAAUAAAAAAACAAAUGCACAGUAUUUAUUUGCAGACAGAAGUUGCCAGUUCCUACUGGACCUUAUUACUGAUUUAGGAUUCAGACGAGUGCUCUCUGUUGGAACACCCAGGCUUCAUGAAACGAUCCAGUCAAAAGCAUCCCAAGAAAAAGAUUUCAGGGUUAGAAGCCUUCUGCUCGAUAUUGAUUUCAGGUAUUCACAGUUUUACACAGAGGAUGAAUUCUGCCACUACAACAUGUUUAAUCAUUAUUUUUUUGGUGGAAAGACUGCGCGUGAAACUUGUAGGAAGUUCUUGUGUCCAGACAAUGGUGAAAGAGUCAUUAUGGUAACUGAUCCCCCAUUUGGAGGUUUAGUGGGAGCAUUGGCUUCUAGUUUUAAAAAGCUGAUGGCAAUGUGGAAGGAGACAGAAAAAGAAGGUCAUAACAACCAAGAGAUGCCCGUGUUCUGGAUAUUUCCAUACUUCUUUGAGUCUCGUAUUCUUGAAUUUUUCCCACGCUUCAGUAUGAUGGAUUACCAGGUAGACUAUGAUAAUCAUGCACUUUAUAAACAUGGCAAGACAGGUCGUAAACAGUCCCCUGUCCGUAUCUUCACGAACCUCACCCCAAGUAUGAUUGUACUUCCCGUAGAAGAGGGUUAUAGGUUUUGUGCUAUAUGUCAGCGGUAUGUUAGUUCUGGUAACCAGCACUGCGAUAUAUGCAAUUCAUGUACGUCAAAGGAUGGUAGACGAUGGAAACAUUGUGUUCUUUGCAAAAAAUGUGUAAAACCCUCUUGGUUUCACUGUAACAAUUGCAACUGCUGUGCUCUUCAGAACCACACUUGUGAGAAGACUUAUGCUGGCUGUUUUGUUUGUGGCAAGGCAGGUCACAAACGCAGUACCUGUCCCAGUCUCUCCCGCACCAGAACAGCUUGCCAAGCUGACAAAAAGCAAAGGCUGAAAACUCUAAAGAGG